Cheilinus undulatus (humphead wrasse) is the source of this 1347-nucleotide messenger RNA. RefSeq names its product nuclear factor 7, brain-like. Bases 1 to 1347 code for a protein of 448 amino acids. Gene Ontology annotation, molecular function: ubiquitin-protein transferase activity; protein binding; zinc ion binding. The transcript has a single exon. Lineage: Eukaryota; Metazoa; Chordata; Actinopteri; Labriformes; Labridae. The record is from RefSeq and is a predicted model, not a curated record. Gene Ontology annotation, biological process: protein ubiquitination.
AUGGCAUCCAGAUUAGAGGAGGAUCUGUGCUGUCCCAUCUGCCAUGAAAUCUUUAAAGAUCCAGUCAGCCUGUCCUGCAGUCACAGCUUCUGCAGAGACUGUCUGCAGAGCUCAUGGAAAGAGAAGAAGAACCAGGAGUGUCCCAAAUGUAGGAGAAAAAGUUCAAAGGAUUUUUUGCUCCCUGACUUUGCUUUAAAGAGGCAGGAUCUCUGCAGUCUGCACUCUGAGAAGCUCACACUCUUCUGUCUGGACCACCAGGAGCUGGUGUGUGUCGUCUGCAGAGAUUCAGAAACACACACCGACCACACCGUCAGACCCAUGGAUGAAGCUGUUCUACAACACAGGACCAAACUCCAGGACUCUCUGCAGCCCUUAAAGGACAAGUUAAAGGUUUGUGAACAAGCUCGAGUGAAGUUUGAUCAAACAGCAGAAUACAUUCAAGUCCAGGCUCAACAAACAGAGAGGCAGAUCAGGGAGCAGUUUAGGAAGCUUCACCACUUUCUAGAGGAGGAAGAGGAGGCCAGGCUACAUGCACUGAGGGAGGAGGAGGAGCAGAAGAGGCAGAGGAUGAAGGAUGAGAUGGAGGCUCUGAGCAGGGAGAUAGCAGCUCUGUCUGAUGAAAUCAGAGCUACAGAGGAGGAGCUGAUGUCUGAAGACGUCUCAUUCCUGACAAACUACAAAGCUACAGUGGAGCGAGUCCAGCAGCACCCCCUGCUGGAGGAUCCACAGCUGCCGCUAGGAGCUCUAAUGGAUGUCGCCAAACAUCUUGGCAACCUGGGCUUCAACAUCUGGAACAAGAUGAAGGACAAGGUCUCCUACUGGCCUUUCGUUCUGGACCCAAACACGGCUCAUUCAGAGCUCAUCCUCUCUGAUGAUCUUACCUCUGUGAGACGGUGUAGAAGACAACAACUUCCUGAUAAUCCAGAGAGGUUUAAACUCUUCAUUGUCCUGGGCUCUGAAGGCUUUGAUUCAGGGUGUCACAACUGGGUCUUUGAGGUUGGAGAGACUACACGGUGGUCAUUGGGCGUGUCAACAGGGCCUGUACAGGCGAGGGAAUCCACACUGUCUAGUUUUUGGCUAAUACGCACAUUUAAUGGUCAGUACACAGCAGUAUCCUCCUCUCAUUGUCCCACUUUUCUCAAAAUGGAGAAACCACAGAGGAUCAGAGUGGAUCUGGACUAUGACAGAGGAGAGCUAAUGUUUUCUAAUCCAGAUAAAGGCACACAUUUAUACACUUUCACACACACCUUCACUGAGCGUCUGUUUCCUCACAUUAGGUUUUUAGAUGCAGGUUCACUGAGGAUUUUACCACUGAAGGCCCCUGUGGCUGUGGACCAAAUGAAAUAA